Messenger RNA from Osmia lignaria (orchard mason bee), 3068 nucleotides. RefSeq names its product WNT inhibitory factor 1 (gene shf). Gene Ontology annotation, biological process: anatomical structure development. The record is from RefSeq and is a predicted model, not a curated record. Gene Ontology annotation, molecular function: signaling receptor binding. Lineage: Eukaryota; Metazoa; Arthropoda; Insecta; Hymenoptera; Megachilidae. Gene Ontology annotation, cellular component: extracellular region; cell surface.
CUCCGCUAUCGAACGGCUGAUCGGGAUUUUUGUGACUUUUUAAUUGAAAAUCUGGAUUAUCAAUUCUGACCAGUCUUUGCAAGCCGAUCACGAGGAAGAUGUUCAGAAGUUUUCAAUCAUUUCUUUGCCAAUCGUGUAUCGUAUUAUGGGACACCCAGUACACGUUUCGAGUACCUUAUGUAUCUUUCAUCACCUGCACCUGUUUGUAGAAAGUUUCUGAUGAUCUGGUAUGUUCCUCGGAAGAUCGGUCGCGUCGCGAGAGUUUACUCGUCUCCGUAAGGCGCGAAAAAUGUUUGCGGUCCGAUCGACCGCAAGUAGAGUGUAAAAUGGUGCAUGUCGCAUAUACCGUGGCACCUAACAAGCAGGCCAUUGUAAUGGAUUGCAAAACGAGCAUGAAAAUGUGGUUGAACAUUUGAUAGUAAGAAGAAUACCGUACCAAGAAGGAUAUUACCUUAAAAUUCGUGGUAUUCGUUCGGUAAUAUUUUAUAUUUGUUGCUAACAAAAGAAAGCUGUGUCAAUAUCGAUCCCCUUCCUUGUCGCGAGAUUAUUCGUGAUCUAUAAUCUCGUUUCGAGAAUAAUUCUGAUCGAUUUCUGACACCUCGCGGAUGCCGAUAAGUUAAUGGCAGGCUGGUGUCAAGCUCGGGAACAAAGUCCAAACUGCAACGGUGAAUUCUCUUUGCCGAAUGCAAAGAUAGACGGGGGAGUGACGCGAAGGGGAAUAGUAGACGCAGUACGAAAGAGAAUGGAAGAAGAAACGAAGAGGAGGACCCCGGCGAAAGAUGUUUAAAAACUGGUUCCUUCCACCGAUUUCUUUUCACCUUAUUUGCUAAUCCAAAUUCUGAUUUCCAUAUAUCCGCGUAUACGGUAUCCCAGCCCCGGGGAGAUCGAUAUAUCGGCUGCUAGACCGUAAAAUAUGUCGACAAGGCGGCCUUUGAUUUGCCUAAGAUAAAUACCAGAUAUUUAUCAGAGAGAAUCGUGUCUAUCUUUAAUGAAAUCAUCCGCAAGCUUACCCAAGUACCUUUUUAUCUUCGAUACUACUUGAGAAAAAUUAUAUUUGCAAUUCUUUAAUACUUUAUUAGGAAAGUUCAUAAGAGCGAUUAGGAGAAAUGAAAAAUACGAUGUAAAGAGCGAUCGAUCGAUUCCGCGAAUCAUUGUGCACGCACCCUUAUCCCCGAACGUAUCGGGACCCCUUAAAAGAUAGAGAUCUUGCUCGCGGUCCCACGGCAAGAAGACGACGGGCUGCUGUGGGGCCUUUUCUCAUUGAGUCAGUCAGUCAGUCAGUCAGUUUGCCGCAGAGACGCGGCCCGUACGCACGUGUGUAUGCGCGUCUUGUCGACUCGAAUCUUGGUGCAACCGUGCCGGCUGCAUUAUCGACGGAGCGAACUUGGGAGGCAAAGAGCAUCGGCAAUUGGUCGUCGGUCAACCGGUCAGGUUCCCCGCUUGCUUCUUCGUUCGAUCUCAAAGUUGAUCCUUGUCUCGAAUACCGCACCGGGUCUCCUUAGGGCCCUGUGUGUCAGCCUCGUUAGGUUCCGUGCGUGAGAACGUGCCCGUUUCGAGUCUCGAGUACCCCCUCGUGAAAUCCGAAAUUUCACGGGUCGAAUCGCGGCGUGUUCCCUCGACCCGAUACAUCUAACGCAUAUCGAAACGAGAGGACACGCGCAGAAACGAAACGCAGCAGGACCGUGGAGAGAGAUAGAUUUACGUAGCGCCGCGAAAGGGGGGCUAGUCGUAAACCGUGCAACACCUGGCGGCAGGUCGUUAAUUAUGCAGUGGGCCGCAGCCGCCCUGGCCCUGGCCUCGGCGGCGAUCGUUCUGCUCCUGGAAACGGCGGCCGCGAGACAUCACCAUCGUUCCGGCAAUGGGCACAAACCGUCCGGUGACAUAUCCCUUUGGAUCGACCAGCAACAGAUCAAAAUGUUCAGCGGAGUUGAGAUGGAAAUAUUCGCGAUUACCGAAGGUAGAGUCUUGUCUUAUCUCCUUGAUCCUGAUUUCGAAAGUAAACUUCCGAUUAUUCCGAGCGAAGUAACUUACGUGAAUUUCACAUGGAAAUCUGGUGUUAAAAAGUACUAUUAUAAUUUUUAUCGGCUUAAAUCGUUCGACGAGUCGAUCCUUAAGACGCCGUCUAUCACGAUCAAAACUCAAGGAAGAGUACCGAAGAGACCUAAGGAAUUCAGCGUCCUGAUGCCCUGUUCCGGUAACAGUUCUGGCAUUGCACAAUUGGCUAUCGGACUGAUGAUCGAAACACGCAAGGGGAAACCUUUAAACGGAACACCCCUUCGUCUUAAUCUGAGAAAAGAAUGCACCGUGCGCGAACCUAAUCCUGGACCUUGUCCUGAUGGAUAUCUGGGCCCUCCACACUGCAAAAAGGCAUUGUGUUAUCCAAAUUGUAUGAAUGGUGGUAAUUGUACAGCACCUGGUAUUUGUUCAUGCCCGCCAGGAUUUCAAGGCCCGUAUUGCGAAGGAGGUAUAUGUGCAGAGAAAUGUUUAAACGGUGGGAAAUGUGUACAGAAAGAUACUUGCGAAUGUCCAAAAGGUUACUUUGGAUUACGGUGUGAAUUCUCAAAGUGUGUAAUACCCUGUUUGAAUGGAGGAAAGUGUAAAGGGAAUAAUGUAUGCAGAUGUCCUGCUGGUUUCAAAGGAGACCAUUGUGAGAUCGGUAGACGAUCUCCACAACGUUCUGCGUGUACAAGAGCAUGCAGAAAUGGGACUUGUCAACCUGAUAACACGUGUCUUUGUGAACCUGGUUGGUUUGGAAAGUUGUGCAACAAAAAUAAGCCAUGGGCUUGAAACUAGAAACAUGUUUCAUUGGUGGUAUUACGUCUGUUAUCAAUUGGAUUAAUAAGAAAGGGUUUCUUAUUUGAUUUGAAAUUACAGGUCUUAAAAUAUUGAAUUUUAUUUCAAUUGGGUUUGAUUUCUAAAGAUAUAUCUUUGUGUUAAAAGUUAUUUAAAAAUCCAAUUGGUUAGUACCACUCAAAUUAAUAUGUAUAGUAAUUUACCCCACCCCAAAUGUGAUAUGUAAAGCUGCUUUACAACAUUUUAUACUAUUAAAUAUUAUUUUUAAUAAUUUA